UUCAUAAACAGUGAUCUUCGUGAACACAACGCUCAUUACGUGAACGAAUUCAUUUCAACUUUCGAUGCUAAAGUUGAUCAGAGUGCCGUCUACGAGCUUAUUUCGAGUUCGGACAAUGAUGAUAAAAAGGCUGGAAUAUUGCUCAUUGUGUGUUUGGUUGAGAAUGCGGGUGAUGAACAGAAGCGAAUACCGCGAUUCGCGAAAUACCUGCUGAAAGCGCUGACGAACAGCGAUGAAGUUGGCAUGAAAUUGUCUGCGAGAGCGAUCGCUUACCUCAUACAGACAUCGAAAACAUUCGCCGUCGAAUUGGUCGAAAAAUCACUGAAUCAAGUAAAUUUUCAAAUUUGUUAUGUCUAUUAUUAUGUUUGUGAGUGGUUAGAAGAACCCGAACGGCAUGAGGCUCGUCGUAUGGCUGCAGUUCUUCUGGCUGGCCAGCUGGCUCUCUACACAUCGACAUCCUUCUUUUUAAGAGCGGCACAUUUCUUCUCGAAUAUUUUCAAUGUUAUUCGCGAUCCGAAAGUAAUCGAGUUGCAUUUGUUUCUGUUGAUUAUUCAUUGUCAGAUGUUUUUGACAGUUAUCGUUGUUAGUGAGUAG
Molecule: messenger RNA, 594 nt
Organism: Anisakis simplex (herring worm)
Lineage: Eukaryota; Metazoa; Nematoda; Chromadorea; Rhabditida; Anisakidae
Source: the annotation of a GenBank genome assembly